ACAGGGCUCUCUGCUCUCCUCACCUCCGUUCUUUCGAAGUCUCCUGUGCUCUUAUUUUGUUGUGUAUGUCUCCUCAUCUUAGCCCGAAAUCUUCUGCGUGAAUCAGGACAAAGGAGAAGAGGAUUUUCUCUUUUGUCUCUCCUCUAUUCUCUCACCUUUACACUCAUUUUCAUUUUCAUCGCUGCUUUGGGCCUACAAGAUUAUCUUCUCCAAUUCAUCUCCAUCCUUCCCAUCAUCUUUUAAACCCCUCUGCCUUUGCCCUUUUCCCUUCUUGUCUCAUUCUGUCCCUCACUGUGGAAGUAAAUCUUCAACCUGCCACCCCUGGAGACCUUGCAGAUGUUCGCAGCCCGGCGCUGAAGCGGGCGCUCGCCAGCAGCCCAGAUGCAUUUGCGACUCUUUGCCAUUGUCAUAUCCUUGCUAUGUGAGGUGAUCAGGAUGGGGUCUGGUGUCGUGCAGAAGCAAAGUGCUCACAGAGAGACAUCAGAGGACUGUCGGAGCUGUCUGGAGUGUUCCCGUGACAAUGGCUGUGUGCGUUGCCCCGAGCGACUCUUCCUGUUCCUGCAGAGGGAGGGGAUAUCUCACCAUGGAACUUGUGUCCACGCCUGCCCCGCUGGACACUACGGACAGAGAGGGAAGGACAUCAACCGCUGCAUGAAGUGCCGCUCUUUGGACUGUGAGCAUUGUUUCAGCCGGGACUUUUGCACCAAGUGUAAGCCUGGCUUCCAGCUGCACAAAGGCAAGUGUCUGACCCACUGCCCAGAGGGAACCUUCGCCCACCAGGCCGACUGCCUCGAGCACUGUCUCCAGGCUCCAUUGGGAGAGUGGAGCGACUGGAGCGCCUGUCUCCGUGACGGUGUCAACUGUGGCUUCCGGUGGGGCAAGCAGACCAGGACCCGGGGGGCUGGGCAGUCCGGCAGAAUGCCUGAAGAGAAAGCAACAUCACUUUGCCCAUCCUACAGCGAGACACAGAGGUGCAGGAUGAAGAAAAAAUGUCCUACAGAAAGAAGAAAGAAUAUAAAAGAAGGUCUUGGAAGAAAGAGGGAGAGAAAACGACUACGGGUGCUCGCCAGCGACAACGUUGGAAACUCGGCGAACGGAACAACAGACGCCGCCAGAGAGCACGGCGAUCCCUGAGGAUGAGGCGCACGCAGCUCACCGCGACACCUGACACAUGUUGGAGUAUCAGUCAGCUGACAUCAGCAGGAGCUUUGAAAUCAGAGAGCAAUUCAUUGUUUAUUAUGUUUCCAAUCAGCCUGUAUAAUAAAUGUAUUAAAAUGCACUGCCAUUCACCAGAAUCCUGUUUACUGGAAACUCAAAGGAACAAUUAAGCAGAUUUUAUGACUAAGAAAUUCUUGCGUUGUGAUGCAUGUGACCAAUGAGUCACGAGUUCCCCACCCAAGAAAUGUUGGAACUUGGUGGUAGCCAAUAAAAUAACUGUCCCUUUUUAUCUGGAAUAAGAACAGUUUGAGUUUCACAGAAUUGAAAUGAAUCAGCGAAUGUUUCUCUGACGUUUAGUAAUUAAACAUUUUCUUGUGGGUUCCAAAAGUCAGAAAAUCAGACUCACAGAAAUUCAGACGCAAAUUAAAUUUGUGCAUUUACAUUCAACAAAGAAAUCUAAAAAAAGUUGUGAUACCAACAAAUUAUUACAAAUAGUAUCAGAAAUUCCAACCACUUUUCCUCUUAACUGUAGAGAAGUUCAUCCAUCUCGAUUGUUUUGGUGUGAGUUGCUGAGUUUUGGAGGUAUUGGCUGUAGAGAUGUCUGACUGUACAACAACGUUUCUUUCUAGAAAUCAUGACCCGGUGACUCAAGAGAAUCCACAGACCUUGUUGUAGUCGUGAAGGAAGCUUUUUGGAGCUUGGUAAUGUUGCAGCACAGCUGAGGAGGACGCCAUCGGUGUUUACAUCCUGUAUGAGCCUCCCAUCCAUAAGGAGAUGCACUGUGAUGUAUAUAAAAAAAAAUAGUUCCUCACAACAAGAUCUGCGGAUUAUCUUGAGUAAAUGGGUCAUGAUUUACAUUCUGUUGGUUCCAUUAUAUUGGAGAGAAGGCCGACACCUUUACGGCCGAUAUCUCCAAAACUCAGCAACUCACAAUUUAGAUGAAUACAAAGCACAAAACCUAAGAUUAAUGUUGUUGGGAUCAACUGUCCCUUUAAGAAGUUUCUGUUUAUGUUCAGUGUUUCCCACCAAGACUCGCUGCGUUCAUCCUUAAGGUCUGACAAACGUGUGGAGUACAUGUUCUUUCUCUCUUUGCAAAGCUGAAGUUUGAAACCUGCAUUGUUUACAUCCGUGUUUACUAGCUCGCCGUCUUCUUCUUCUUCACCGCCUGUGUUGGUGUUGGACACGUAACUGUGGCGUGUGUGUCCUCGACAACAAGAGACAAACACAAUUAUGGCUCCGUAGCAUUAAUGGUGGUCAACAACUCCACAGGGAACCUUUCAUUUCUUAAUCUGAACAGUUAAACUCUUCAGAAAGUCUUCAAUCUGCCUCUCAAAGAUGUUUGUGUGCUUCCUCCAUGAACAGAUAAAUAUUAGAUGGGCAAAAUAAUGUGAUUUACAGAAUGUAUAAUUCAAUAUGAUUAAAUUAAAGAUGACAAUAGGCUUCUACUUCCAACAGUUUCUCUAAAUACGGAGACGCUGUUCAGUAAAGUUGCCACAUAAGUACCUGAUUUCUUCACUUUAACAGCUUUUUGACUCUGUCCUUUAAAUCAUCUCAUUAAAAAUAACCCUCUUCUGGUUUGCUCUUUUUUAUUCAUUCAAAAAUGUAGAUACAGACAAAUGUUGCCUAUUGUGUUUCUCAAACGUCUGUUGAAUUUGUCAGAAAUAAGAAGGAAUUCCCACACAGUCCAACUUAUUGCCAACCUCACACUUUGCCUUUAAAUCACAUUGUAGUAUUUAAUUGACAUUUUCGAUACGAAGGGACGGUUGUAUUCAGUUAUUUUCAGUCUGCGUUAUCUGAUAUUGCACAAGUAAAGCUGAGGUGGAGUGACUGAAAAUGUGGGUAUUCCUUUUUUUUCAGAUCUCAUUGGCUAGCUUCAGUUGUAUAUUUAUCAAUAUUUCUCCGACUAAAUGGGAUUUUAUUCCACGACAUGAAUGUAUGUUUCAAUAAAUGUAUAUUUUGAUGCUG
Molecule: messenger RNA, 3123 nt
Organism: Dicentrarchus labrax (European seabass)
Lineage: Eukaryota; Metazoa; Chordata; Actinopteri; Moronidae
Gene: rspo4
Product: R-spondin 4
Exons: 5
Coding region: 382-1134 (250 amino acids)
Source: RefSeq, a predicted model, not a curated record